GCCAGUGAAUGCAAAGGUGUUGAAAUCUCCGGGGUCAUAAUUUUCCUACAGCACCUCCUUUAAAAGGGUGUGUUCGUUAUAAAUACACAAGUCUACUGAGUCUGCACACUUACUCCAUCCAGAAUUCAACAUGAUUAGGUAAACCUGUAGCUGAUGCCGAGUUGAAAUGGAUUCUUCAGACCCUUCAGACCCUUCAGAUGGACUGGCUGCUCAAAAUAAUCCUGCUGAAGAGAGAACAGAUCCUGUGGAGAAUGCUGACACGCUUCCUCAGAACAUUUCUCACGAAACAGCAGGACAGCUGCAACCAGACACACCGGACAUAGGAACAGAGAUCCAGGUGACAGCUGAGGCUACUUCAGAGAGAACAGGAGAAACUCCACAUGAUGGACAGAAACACACAACACUGACCGGCGAAUUAAAAGACGGUCCACCUGAGCAGGACGUUCCACUGGGGCUCCCCCAGAAUCUUCAAACUGAGGAGGGAUUUGAGGAUUUGUCUGUUCCACAAGAUAAAGGGUCAGACUGUGAGAAAUACAGGCUACAUUAUCGAGAUGAAAGUGGGACUGGGUGUAACAAUGAAGAAAUUUGUGUGAAAUUCUAUGCUGCUCUUCAGCAGGGAGUUGGUAAUCCACAUGAUAAGAUGCAUCUUAUCUUCUCAGAUGGAAUUAAAAUUGAGAUGAAUCCAAUAAGAACUGAUGGAACUGGCAGGAUGUUCAAACGUGUCCUUUUUCUUGACAAGAUACAUGCCCAAUAUAUUGGUUACAUAUAUUGUCUUACUGAUAAAAACGACAAAUUUGAAACCCUUGAAUAUGAAAAUCAGAAGUACAAGUACAGGAAAUUGUUCAGAGACAUCACUGAGAAGGAUAAAGUCUUUCACCAGUUUGAUGAUGUAUGCAUGCAACCAGAAACCUUGCUAAGUAAACCCCUAUGGUGGGGAAAAACUGUGGAGGUUACGACAAUACGAAGUGAAUUCAUUCAGUCCACAUUAACCCAGUUGAUGAAUUGCACAAAUUGCACAGAUUUAACAGAGAUGCGCACUACAGUUGAAUUUUUAUAUCAGUGUCUACAAACUAGAUGUAUUUUCAACCCUGAACUGGAGCCUGUAAAAUUGGUAAUAUCAUGGGACAAAAUAAAGUCAAAGGUGGAUGAAGCAUUUAAGUCUGCAGUUAAUGGGUUAAAAGAUACUGCUCCAGUUCAGUAUGUUCUUGCUGCAGCAGUUGUUGCAGAGGUUCUUGAAGUAUAUUCUGUAAGAGCUACACUUGAAAAGCUCUCUAAAAUUAUUGAAAAACACGGUGAGCUGCAGGCCAGUCUGACAAACCUGGAAGACUCAGAGGGAGGAAAAUUGUCUGAAGCUGUGCGCUAUAUGUUCAACAAGGCCUGCAAGCAGUCACCAGAAGCAGCUGUUUGGUUUAUGGCCCUGUUUUAUGCAAUAUCUCCAGAAUCUGUUCAGCUUUUAGCAGAUAUUCAGCAAGACAGGCUUCAAAAAUCAAGCGGGACCCUUACAAAAAUGAUCAAGACCCACUCUUCGGUGAUAAACAGAAACAGAGCAUUCAGAGCUGCUGUAUUAGGCAUGGCUAGUCUAGAACACCUUCAGCUCCUACUGAAACUCAGCAUUCCUCCAGAUGAACUCCUGUCACUGCUGUGUAAAUGGCAGCGUUCCUACAAAUUUCAUAAACUGCACGAGGCUGUGAAAACCGUUGCUUCCUGUAUUAAGGCGUGGCUAAAACAAAGUCAAGAAACUUCAACUUCAGAAAUACUGGAGAAGGAUGUACGCUCCUGCCUGGAGAAAACACUAAACAUCCUUGCAAACUCGGUGAAAGACACAGACUGGACAGAACACUGGAACAAUGUCCUGUCAGCACUGCAGCUUCUGAAUGCGUUCACUGACUAUUUGGACCAUCUUCCAGAUGAUAUGGACACAGAUGAUUACAGGACCACUUUUUCUGGUCUAAUGGAGAAAAUGUCUGCCUGCAUUUCAAGAUUCCAAAAAGACAACAGGACACUGUCAUUAGAUCACUGGACUCUGGUGUUUAAUCUUCCACUGCCAAGUAUUUGGCAAAAAGACUGGGAGGAAAUUUUAAAGAAACACUUCAAAGAAUUUCUGAAAAAGAAAAAGAUCACUGACCAAGUGAAAUACUACUGUGAUUAUUCUGGUGGUUGUCCAGCAAUGGAGGACUGCAUGUUAUUUUACUUCCAGGAUGCAAUUAACAGAUUAACAUCUAAGAACAACCAGAAAGGAUCGCAAUCUAGUUGGAAGGAUCUGUUACACUCUGCAUCAACAUCUCCUAAAUGUGGAAAUCUGUUGUCCUUCAUUGUCAAAAGCAAACUGCAUGAUCUAAAAUGGAACAGUGAGAACUACCUUUAUCUUCUGUAUGAUGAACAGCUGAGAGAUGUUUUUCUGAAAAUGCCACAAAAGCAGAUGGACAAUAUCAUCAUGGCACAUCUCCCAACAAAACAGCUAAUACAACAAGCUCAGAAGCUAAUGAACCAACUGACUGAGGAAAUGAGAAAUAAGUCAUUACCAUGCAGACUACUGAAUGAAAUGAUUAAAAGGAUCAAACAUGCCAACCAUUACUUCCUGGGACAGAACUGGGACACAUUUAGCAAGACAAUAAAGGAUGCAGAGAAGGACUUUAACAAUUUUGAAAGGUGGAAAAACAAAGUAAAGGUACUCAGUGACCUUAACCAAGGCAUGCCAGUUGAUGUAAAACAACUUGAGACAAUAUUGUCAAUCGAACUGGACAAAGAGGAACGAUCGCUGAAAACUAUCAUGGACAUGUUGAACAGCGACGAACCUGGAAGUGACACAUAUUUUAUUAAUAUUCAGGCAUUUGAAAAGAUUGAUUUUCUGUCUAAAAGCACAUAUUUCAAAGAACUGUGGCGAGAAACAGCAAAACAAGCCAAGGACACAGAGUUUAAAGAUAUUCCAUUAAUUCCACUGGAUCAAGUCUAUGAGAAAAUUUACAAACCAGCCUUUGAAGAAUUUCAAAACUCCUACAAGGCCUUGAGGGAUCUCUCAAUGACUCUACAGGACUUGGAGAAUAAACUGGGCAAAUACUUAGAGAGCAUGUCAAAAGAACUGAACACAAUGGCGGAUGUGUUCAGUGAAGAUAACCGUAAAUGGAUUCGCAAGACAGAAGAACACACUGAACGAUACAAAACUCUUCAGUCUGCAAAAGAAAAUGCAGAAGUGAUCAUUGAACUAAAAAAUAACCUUGGGCUGUGUGGAGAGUUUGGUGUCAUUGAGAACCUCAAGAAUAUGGACUGCAGUUGCUUGCGUGAUCUCACUGAAGAUGUGUCCCAAGUUGGAAACAAACUGAAGGAAAUUCUGAAGAAAACAACUAGCUUUCUAAGAGAAUUUAAUAAAUGCAUCAGACGAGGUUUCAUCUCAUGGAUUAAAGAAAUCAUAAAAGACACUGGAGAGCUAACUGCAUUUGUGGAGCUGGCCUCUAUCUCUGCUGGAGAAAAUGCCAUGGACAUUGAUAAAGUGUGCUGUUUCAGAGAUGCCAUAUCUGCUGCUGCACCACUCAUAUAUCAGCUGUCUGAAAAAUCUGGAACUGAAGAUCUCCUGCAAGCUAUCAACAAGCUUAAAUGUGCUUUGAAUAGUGACCAAAAACUGGAAGCUAAACUAAAAGACUCCUGUGCCAACAUGGAGUGGCUCAAAAUUGCCUACGAGACUCAUGGUUCUGUUGAGAGGUCGUCUUUGCAGCAGGCCACAGAUAUAAACGACAGCGGGAUUUACAUCAUCAAAAUUCCAUCUGAAGCUCAAACAAAGAUUAAACUGGAAAAUUGCCUCACCUUAAAGUGUAAGGAAAACUUGUCUAAUGUAGUGGAUGAAAAACACAGAACAUACAACCUUGCUGAGCUUCAAGAACUGCACAACAAACUGAUGCUGAUCACUGUCAGUGUUAAAAACCGAGAAGAUGAAAUCACAGCCUACACUGAGGUUUUGGAGCAGAUAAUAAAUGUGGGAGAGUGCUUCCUUGACCUCCGUGAUGCUGGACAUAUUCUCUUUCAAGACUGGGAGAUGACCGCCUACUGCCAAAAAGAACAUGAUAUUAAAAUAUGGGUAAAAUUUGGUAUUACAAAUGUAGAGAUCAAAGGUAAAAGGCCGCUGCUUGAUGAGUUGAAAGGACUGUGUGAAAGCAUGAGAAGCUGUCUCUCUGAAUGGUUAAAGUAUAUGGAGCUGAAAAGGAACACAUACUACUGCUUGAAUUACUUCACAGCAAAACAGCUAGUCUAUCUGUGUCGCUCUGUGGCCGAAUUUCGCAUUGAGUGGAAGAACAUUAGCACUAGUCUUCUUAACAUGUUAUCCAUCAUGAAGGACAACAUUAAUGAAAGUGACGUGCAAAAUGCUCUCCUCAGAGCACUCGAAACCCCAGUUGAAAGCGCUGGAUCCCAAGCAUCACUCGAGCUCAAGAAGUUCCUCAAUGAUUAUCCAGACAUGAUAGAGUAUUGUCUUGAGACUGGUUUUACAGAGGAACUGAUAAAAGCAGCAAUAAUCUUUUGUGAAGAAGAUGAGCAAGAAGCAGAAGGCAAUAGAGACACGAGGUCUAUAGAGGAGUACCGAGACAGUGUGAUGCAAUGCAUUGAUGAUCAUCAACAUGAUGAAGAAUGGGUCGAGGAAUGGUGUGAGAAAUAUGAGACAAGACGAGAUAAUGUCCUUAAAAAUCAAAUGAAAUUCAAAGGUGGACUCACGACAGAAGAAGAGUCAUUUUCCAUGACAGAGGAGCAGAUUGCAGCAGCAUUUGACCACUUGGAAAAUUCUGAUGAGAAGAUCGUUAUGCUUUGGAAGACAUACCACAACAAACUCUCAGGACUCGUAUCAGACAAGUUUGUCGACUUAGAUGUUCUUGGAGAAACCAUGAACCAUCUUGCCAAAUCUGCAGAAGUGACUGUGAAACGAAAAGUACCAAUCAGUUUGGAAAGAGGAAAGCCCAACCUGAUUUCCUGUAAAGAUGUUGAAAUGCUUCCACUUUGCUUAUCACUGUACAAUGAUAAAGAGCAGCCAUUGCCAACCUAUGAUGAAAUUCUGGUCUGUACCUCUGAGACGACUGCAGAAGAGGUGGAACUGAUCAUCAGGAGAGCUGUAGAGCCUGGCAGCACACAUGAGAAGAUCUACUGCUUACUGAAUGCAGACAAACUAAAUCAUGAUGUGUCUCGGAGAUUCGAAUCCAUUUUUUACAAAAAAACUCAGGAGGCACAUGUCCAGGGAGGCGUGUUUAAGAACGAUUACCAAUUAAUUAUUUUCUGUGACUCCAAGGCAUAUCACAGUUAUGUUGCCACGGCUUUUGACAUGUUUAAGAGGACAGUUACUGAGAAUCACAAUCAAAACGUGGAAAAUAAACAGUACCUCCUACACAAGCACCAAGCAUCCUCAGAAGGUGGAACUGCAUUUACAGAAUUGAACCAACCUGACAAAUUUCAGCUGAAAACCAAACUCAUUUUCUCAGAGCAUGCAGGCAUGGGAAAAUCCCUGUAUGUGAAAAAUCUUGUGAAAGUGUCUGAAGAAAACCUUAGAAGUGCAGGAUUUACUCAUAAAACAAUACGGAUAAACCAGUCACACCUGAGGACUGAGGACAUUGCCUCUCAGCUGCGGCAGUAUGAGGACAAACCCACGGACAGAAUCCCAAGAAUCUUUCACUUUGACAUUCCUCCUGUGGUGACCAGAGGACUGUACACCUUUCUGCUGCAGCUGUUUGUGUUGAGGAGUUUCCAGAGCCCUGAUGGGAUCAUAUGGAGAUAUAAUGACUCCCAUAUUUAUUUGGUGGAAUACACAAAGCGAAAGCACAGGGAAUGUGACCGGCACAGCUCUGAGAUUUCUUCUCAAGUAGAAGAUGCAUUUUUGGAAAUGUUGCCAACUGUGAAGUGUCUUUCCCCUGAGGAAACCCUGAGACACCUAGAGCAGAAAGGAUCAGAUGAUAAAGACUACCAGCUCAUGGAUGACAGAGAGUUUCGUAGUGAAGCCUUUCAGCGCACUUACCAGUACUUUAAAAUCUACAGACAAAAACAAGACCAACUGGAGGGCUUCUCUUUCCGUCCAGGAUCUGUUGAAGAUUCACCAAAGGAAUGGUUGGAGUGUCUUCUGCAGUUCUGUGACAUUAAAAACCCAUCUUGGGGAGAACUGAGAAACUUCACACACUUUCUCAACAGCCAGCUGAAGAAAUGUGAGCAGUCUAUUUUUUGUAGCCCUGCUCUAAAAGAUGACCUGACAGGCUUUAAAAAAUUUGUUGUGAAAUUCAUGAUGACAAUGUCCAAGGAUUUUUCCAUGAGAUCUCUGAAGACAUCGGAUGACAGUGACGAGAAAGCAGAAGAUGCAGCAGCAGAAGACACGGUUCUCGAAGAAUUUCAGCUCCGAAGACGAUGGGAACAACAGGCACAUCCUUACAUCUUAUUCAAUGCAGAUAAUGAGUCCAUGACAUUUUUAGGGUUCCACAUUCACAAUUUAGAUGCAGUUGAUGCUCGGACUAAAGAGGUGGUGGAAAAGAAAAUUAUUGAUAAGAGACUUUUUAGCCAGUUAAAGGCACAAAGAGUGCCAUUUAACAUUAACUUUGAGGAAAUGGACCGUGCUGAACAGCUUGCUAUUGUAAGCAGAGUGUUAGGAGUCAGUAGCCUGUAUGAUCCAGAUGAUACGUAUCAGUUGACUUUAGAUAACGUGAUGAAAAUCCUUGCAAUUCACCUUCGAUUUGAAUCGGACAUUCCUGUGAUCAUCAUGGGAGAAACAGGAUGUGGAAAGACCCGGCUGGUCCAGUUCAUGUGUGACCUGCUGAGAUCAAGAAAGGAGAGACAAAACCUGAUUGUGGUGCGAGUGCAUGGAGGCACAUCAACAGAGGUCAUUUACCAGAAAGCGAAGAAGGCAAUCGAGAUCUCAAAGGACAACGAAAAGUAUGAUUUGGAUACAGUUCUGUUUUUUGAUGAAGCUAAUACAACAGAGGCUGUUAAUGCAAUCAAGGAGGUGAUGUGUGACAAGACUGUGAAUGGAGAACCGAUCGAUGCACCUCGCCUUAAGAUCAUUGCAGCAUGUAAUCCCUACAGGAAGCACUCAGAGGAGGCCAUAGAGCAACUGGAACGAGCUGGACUAGGAUACAGAGUCAGAAGUGAGAAUACGGAGGAGAAACUUGGGCAGAUACCAAUGCGGCAGCUGGUCUACAGAGUUCAACCAUUACCACCAAGCCUUACUCCUCUGGUGUGGGACUUUGGGAAGUUAAAUGAGCACACACAGGAGCUCUAUGUCACACAGAUGAUCAAGACUUUCUUUUGCAAAGAAAAGCUUCCCAAUGCUGGACAUCAGGUUUUAUUUACAAAGGUAAUCUCCGCCUCUCAGAAGCAUAUGGCAGAGUUAACUGAUGAAUGCAGGAUGGUCAGUCUCAGAGACAUAGAGCGAUGCUUGAAAACUGUCAUGUGGUUUUAUCAACAAAGGCACAAAUUAUUUAAGGAAAUCAACAAAAUUAGAGGAAACAAAGGAGGCAUUGAUGAUGAUCUGGUUCGGUCUCUUAUACUUGCAGUCGCCGUCUGCUACAUGGCUUCACUGGAGAAACGAAAUGAGUACUUGAAACAAGUUUCAGAAGCUUUCUCUCUGUCCUGCAGUGAUAUUCUGACAGAGAUUGAGCUUUGUAAAGAUGCAUUCAUCUCAAAUAUUGACUGUCCAUCUUCAGUGGCAAAAAAUGAAGCUCUGAAAGAAAAUGUAUUCAUGAUGGUUGUGUGCAUGAACUUAAGAAUCCCUUUGUUUCUGGUUGGAAAACCUGGAAGCUCAAAAUCUUUGUCCAAGACAAUUGCUGCUCAUGCAAUGCAGGGCAAGGCUUCUGCAAAUGAUCUUUUUAAAGGAUACAAGCAGGCACAGCUGGCCUCAUUCCAGUGCAGCCCACACUCAUCUCCUGAGGGGAUCAUCUCAAUAUUCAGGCAAUGUGCACAGUUCCAGAAAGACAAAAAUUUGAAGGAAUAUGUUGCUGUGGUAGUCCUUGAUGAAAUUGGAUUAGCUGAAGACUCUCCAAAAAUGCCACUGAAAACAUUACACCCCCUUCUGGAAUACGGAUGUGUUGAUGAUGAAAGUCCAGAUGAGUUCAAGAAAGUUGGAUUUAUUGGAAUUUCCAACUGGUCAUUGGAUCCAGCAAAGAUGAAUCGUGGUAUUUUGGUUCUGAGAACAUCUCCUGAGACAAAGGAACUGGAAAACACAGCUUGUGACAUUUGCUCAAGUGUUAAGGAACCAGUCAAUACAGAGAUUAGAUUUUUGAUUCCAUAUCUUACCCAGUUCUACUUGAAAGUGCUUAAAGAACAGAAAAGUGAAUUCUUUGGACUCAGGGAUUUUUACAGUCUUGUAAAGUUGCUUAUGUCUUAUGCCAUUAAAGCAAAUGGCCGUCCAUCAGAUGAAGAUCUCACCAGAGCUGUGCAAAGGAAUUUUGAUGGUUUGGAUUCUCUCAAUGUUCUGGAAAUAUUUUCUACUAUUUAUAAAUCAAGAACUAAUACAUGUGACACAGUCUCACUGCUCAGAGAAAACCUGGACAUAGGGACUUCCGGAUUUACUUCCAGGUACCUUCUGCUGCCAACAAUCAAUCACUCUGCUCUUCAGAUUUUAAAAUCCCAGAAGAUCAUUGAUGAAAGCAAUGUUGAAAUCAUCUUCGGUUCAGGAUUUCCACAUGAUGAGGAAUACUCUCAGGUUUGUCGCACAGUAAACAGAGUAAAAACAUGCAUGGAGACAGGAAGGUCAGUUAUCCUUCUCAAUAUUCAGAGCCUUUAUGAGAGUCUCUAUGAUGCUCUGAAUCAGUGCUACGUAAAAUUAGGUGGGAGUUACUAUGUCGACCUGGGGCUAGGGUCCCAUAGAGUUAAAUGCAGAGUCAAAGACGAGUUUCGACUGAUUGUCAUUGAAGAGAAGAGAACAGUGUAUGAGCAGUUCCCAACACCGCUGCUGAAUCGACUGGAAAAACACUGCUUGGAGAUGACUAAUAUUCUUCCAGACUAUGCUCAAGACAUGAAGACUGAAUUGGAGGACUGGCUAAACUUAUUUGUGACACAGGAUUCAAAUGAAAGUGAGCAGCUCAUCACCACCAGGAAAAAGUACGACUCUAUAGUUGGCUACACAGAAGACACAUGUGCAUCUAUCCUUCUGGAGUGCUGUCCACAAAUAUUGUUCCAGGAACUGGAUCAAGAUGAGAGAAAGGAAGUUCUUGAAAAGGCCCAGGAAAUGCUUCUUCAGUGUGCAACUCCAGAUUCAGUUUUGAGAGCAACAAACUACAUGGAGGAAAGUUCUGAGAGAUUUCUAGAGGUGUAUUUUGCAAAGCAGUCACAUGGCAACCUAAUAGAGGCUUUAAGAAAAUACAGAGAGACUGAAACCGAUGGAGUUUGCCUUGAGGUAUCUACAUAUUCUCGACUGCUCAAUAAAAGAGAUGUGGAGAAAAUCAAUAAGGAGCUUGACAUUGUAGAGAGUGAUUCCUGUCUCUUCCUGCUGAAUGAAUUUUACACAGAGCAGUCAUUUUCUCAGACUGUGAGUGAAUUUCUUGCCCCUGAUGCAGGAGCACGCAAACUCCUGCUACUGCAGUCUUACUUUAAUGAUCCAAAACAAAGUCAGCGACUUCUCUUCUGUGUGAGACACAGCAUUUCACGGAUCAAACGUUCAGUCUCACAUGGAUCUGCCUUUGACGUUGUGCUUCUUACAAGGCUCCCUCGGAUUUCAGGAGGCUGUGGAUAUAUUGCUACAUUUGGAGAUGGUUGGGUUUCACUACACAUGGAUGAACUAAUUGUAAGUCCAGGAUUUCCAGGAGACAUUUAUGAUCUGCAGCAAUGCAUGACUGUCUCAGAAACGCUCACAAAAUGUUCCAUCUCUGCAGCAGACAAUCCUGACAUGGAUAGUUCGAAAACCACAUUUUCUGAAAAACAGCAUGUCUUGGUUGACACACACUUGUUAAUGAAGAAGUCUUUACAGAAGGGUAUUAUGCAGCUGUGUGACAAAGCAGAUAACACUCAGAGAGCAACAAAACGUAUAGAGAUUCUCCAUGGGCUGCUACAAAACAAAUACUCAGUAUCUGAUUCUUUCAUUAAGUCACUGGAAAGGAGAAUAGUCAGUUUCCUUUCAGAGCUGGAAAAAAGGAAAGGAAAAGAGAACUGGGUUGUUGCUCAGGCACUUUCUGGUCGUUUUGUUGCUGAAGGCAGUUCAUUCAGGCAUGUGCUGUGGGUUCAUCUGGAGGACAGUGUAGCCUUGGCCCUAGCUCACAUACUGGCAGUCAUUGAUGGAGACAAUAACCUAGAUAAUCUGAUCAAUGAUCAGCUGCUGGAGAAGACUGACUUCUGGCUGAAUGUAUUUCAGGAGGAUCAGUGGGAUCUGCUGCACAUUCCAGUCACUACCUAUCAUGGGCAGGUAUGUGUUCUGUCAACAAGUGGAGACCAGACAAAGUCAUGGACUUGUCAUUUCCCAUUUAGCUGGGCUUUAAAAGAGAGAUUUGAGGAGAUUUGGUCAGGUGUCAUUAAUCUGGAAGGACCAUGUGUUAAGCCUUCCAAGAGGCACUGUGAGAAGUUUGAAGAACUGAUACCGCUCCCCUGGAUUAAAAACAUCACACAAGGCCAUAAGCUGUUUGCUCUGUUUUCUGAAGAUCUUGUAAACAUCUCAAUGCCAUCGUAUCCACAUGAGCUAAAUAAGUCUUUUUCAGAUACACUCACUAGACUCACACCACGUGUCUAUCACAGUUUAACGGGAAAUGAUCCUGGCUCUGUUCCUCUGCCAUGGCUGUAUGUAGUUAAUAAAUAUAUGCAUGACAACCAUCAGCUUUUGUACAGUUUAUUUUCCCAAAACAAGGAUGUGGUCACUGCAGGGGAAGCAACUGAGGCACUCAGCCAGGUACUUCAGGACCUUCAGCCAAAAGAAAGUGAGCUGAAAGACUUUGUCAGCUGCCAGGACUGGCUAAAGAAAGUGAAGUCCCUGUCUGUGACUGUUGACUUGAUCUGUUCAGAGGACUCACUGGUGGCACUCCAUGCUGAAAAUGCAGAAAUACUAAUCACAAAAAUCAGACUUAUUUGGCAAAGUACCCGGAUAAUCUAUCUUCUAAUGGACCACCUCCUACAAAACGAGCAGGAAAUGGAAAAAAAACUACUGACCUUUCUUGUAAGAAAUCUGUUGUUUGCAUGGAAGAAACUAAACUCAGAAGAAGGAAAACAGAUGGAAUUUGUGAUUGAUCAUGUCAUCGCGACUCUGGCUAAAUGUAGCAAGAAUGCUUGUAAUGUGUUCAAAGUCGUAUGUGGCUACUGUGAUAAAGACUUCACAGAGGACGACACAGCUGAGGUGGAAUGUGGACACAUGUUUCACAUAUCUUGUUUAAAGUCACAUGAAGACACACAGUGUAGGAAGUGCAAAAAACAGAUCAGUCAAGAUUACAAACCUUGUGGAGUUGUGGCUAAAGACACCUUUCUAAAAGUGAACAGAUUUAGAAGAAAGUGCAAUUCCUUCUUCGUGGAGUUCAUGUGGAACUUCAUUAGCAGCAAAGAGCAACUAACUGACAAUGUACUGAACAAACUCAUGGACUAUGUAAGCUGUAGCCCAUCUACAGAAGCUUCCAGUGAGAGGUCCACAUUACAGCAGUACAUGAACCCAGACCCGGCUGUCCAGUCUCUCGUACUCAAGAUCCUACUGAAAUGCGGAAUGGAGGAAACAGCACCUCAGCUCCAGAGGUUCAUUGAAGAGGCUGUGAAAUCAAACGAGAGGAAUGCUAAUGAAAUCUACUUCAUGGUGAUGCGCAGCAUCGAGGAUCACAUCCACUUUUCCAGUCAAGGAUCUCUUAUCAACAAGGCAAGUGAAUGUCUUCGUACCUGUGUGUUGAACAAAUCUGACCAGAACAUGAUUUCUGAGGAUCUCCACACCAUCGCAAAGCUGCGGUUUGCCAUCACGGUUGCCUCUGAGGCCAUCAGGAGUGUACUGACUGAAGAGGUCACAGACCAUGCUGAAGAGUGCAGACAGCUCUUCCGAAACUUGCAACAGCUUUUGUCUGACACAGACAAUCCGUGGAUACAGAUAUUUCUGUUACGCAACAUCUGUGAGACGCAUGGAUUCAGCCUCGUCCAUCAGCUGGGACAGAGUGAAAAGUUUCAGUGGACUAUACCAAGUCAGGUGUUACAAGAACAGCAGGACAUGUCUACACAAUCAGUGGAUCAGUUCCUGGUCUAUGGACAAAUGUAUGAGAAGAUAACUGCCGACUCGUUCAGAGCUCUAGAAGAGCCUUCACACGAGAUUGCACAGGAGUUUGAUGAAAGCGCUGUGUGUUUCCGAGUGUGUAUGGCAUUAGCUGCAGUCAGACAGGCCUCACAGAAUACAGCCUCAACCAACAGUACAGGCUCUCUGAUCUCCAAGAUGCGGAUGAAGUCAAACACAGACCCUAGCUGGGGACAGCUUGUUAAAAUCUGUGAAUCAGAGCUGGAGGAUUUCAGUCUGUCUCAGAUUAUUUUACACACUGCCCUAGUAGCACAAGUUUCUACAGCGCCAGAGAUGAAACUGCUGAACGCUCUGUGCUUCAGUCCAGGAAAAUGCAAGGAUUCCUUCAUCCCAACUAUGCCUAACUCAGUAAAUGAAAUAAAAGACUGGAUUAAAAACUGGGCUGAGGAUGCCAAGAAAUCAGCAGCUCAUGCAGAACAUCUGAAAAUAUGGGUGUGUCGGUGUGGGGAACCUGUUUUAAUUGGCAAUUGCGGGGAACCGUGGGUAAAAUCAGUGUGUGCUAACUGUGGCAGUGAUGUCGGUGGUGGGGGACACAAACCAGUAGAAGGUUUCACAGAGUUUAAUAAUGCACAGGGCAGCGGAAGAGGUCACAACCUUGGGGAUCCUAGCAGUCGGAAGGAGCAGGUUGGAGAGAGGGGUCUUUAUGGUGCUAACCUUCACUUGGUGCGAGUUUUAAUACACUCCUCUAUGAUCUGGGGUACGACUGAACACACUGAGGAGGUUCAGAAUCUCACUGAGAUGCCACAAGAAGCACACGAUGUCAGGAAGCACCUCCUUGAUCACCUCCAGAAGGACAUUGAGCUGCUCGCCCAAGCUUUAGGAAAGAGUGAGCAAGAUGCUGAGAUGACCGUCCACUUGUUUCUGAAGUUCAUCUUGGAGAGCUCCUCUGAGUCCAACAUCCAGAUCCAAAUAAUAGACAGUGAGGAAAAACGGGAAGAAUGGGAGAAAGUCAUUCACCAAAGACUUCAGGCCUUCUUUCAGAAUUUGGAGGCAGAGUUAUUGGAGGUGCAGAGUAAUAUGCUCGGAUUUGCUGGCAUGGGUACUUUGCAAAAAAUGAUCUACAGUAAGGAGCCAGCGCUGAAGGACCAGCCAACCUCUGGAGUGUUCAACCUUCCACUGAUGUGGAGCUUCACACAGAGGAUGACCAUCCAACGCUUCAGUCAUUUAAUUGAGCUGAAGGAUGAAAGGAAGAAUGUUCCUCUGCUCUCAGAACUCCUGAAAAGUCAUGCUCACAUUCGACACAUCAGAUAUCUCCCUCAGGUUCUGAGCCUGCAGCAGAAACUGAUGUGCUAUUUUGUGAAUCUGGAUCUGCAGUGUUAUAAUAAUGUGCCCAUUAACACCUUCAGGAAGGAGAAUGUGGCAGAUCAUGAGCAACAGACCUUCAGCGAAAGUGCUGAAAUUGUGAAGUUGUUAUGGAAACAUCUAAAAUCAAUUAAUUACCCACAGUUAACACCCGAGCUGAAGGAAAAAGAUGACCUCAUGAUUCUGGACCUCCUGCCGACCAAAGGCUCUGUGGUUCAGAUUAUAACAAAGUACCUCGUCCAGAUGCAGAACAACUACAUCGAGAAGACCAACCCUACAGCAGACAGGCUAAUCACUGCUAAUGAGCUCAAGCCUUCCCAUGUCAUCACCUGUGUUCCUGAGCAAGACUUCCUCACUAUUGCCAUUUCAAACAUCGACCAUGUGGUGUACGAGGACGGGAAACACAGCACCAACUAUAAUUUUAAAACUGUGGAGAGGCAGAUUAUCGAUCGAUUCUUCAAAGAGAAACCCAUGAUCAAAAUCACUACGGUUCCAUUAUUUAAGCAUGACUCGGGAACAACACUGCGUGCCUUUUUCAGCACAGUGCAGGACAAGCUGGAACCCUUAAAGACCAAUGACAGGAAUUGCAUCAUGAAUGAUUUCCGGUUUUUGAAUGAGAUUUCUGCAGCUCUUUCCACUCUACGGAUUGUUAUUGGAUUUAUGAAGCUGUCGUUUCCUGCACCAGAGCAGAAGCUCAUGGCAUACGUGAAGAAAGACCUGAAACUGGACGACAGAGCACAGACACUGAACUUGCAGGUGCUGAGAUCCAGCCAGGUGAAGCACAUCCAGGAUCUGUGGGAAGCGUUAUCACUGAGACAGUCAUCACUGCUCAUCGAAAUGAAUCAGAAUCCUUUUAUCAUGAUUGAGGAUCGCAGUUUUCAUGAGAUGUUCACAGGAGAUCAGAAGAAUGAAAAGACAGUUCUGGCAAAUAUCACUAACCUGGAUGUCCUCAUCACCGAGCUUCACUACGUGAUCCUGAACAUCAAGCUCAAAGCUGUCCAUCCAAACUGGACAAUUCUGGAAACAUUUGAAGCGUUCCUGGAUAACGGAGAGGUCAGCGAGAAGGCUGUGGAGUGUCUGAAGGAUCUUUCACAUGUGGAGAUGAGAAACAGCAUCGCUCUGUGGAAACUAGCAGUGCAGAUCAAGAAAGGGUUAAAAAACAGUGAAUCUGUGUGAAGUGAAGCUGGAGCACACGUGUUUCCACUAGUUAAUCCACAUUAAUACUAUAAAGAUUCAUUUUCUUUCUUUAACAUUAAUUGCAAUCAGAAUUUCUUAUUUUAUCCUGCAUUUAAACUAGAACAGAAAGGAACAAGCAUAAAAUUCUAAAAGUUCAAUUUAAUAUUAAUGCUGUUUGAUAUUAAAAUCUUGAAAUUCCACCUUUGAGGGAAAAAACUUGAUUAUGAAUUUCUUUUUAGAAGGAUUUCAGGAGGGUUUAUUUGUUGAGGGUAAUCAUGAUAGCUUCUAAAAGUUUACAAAAUGUGUGAGGCUUAAAUACAUUUAGGAUUUGGGGAGAUUCCUGUUUUCUUUUUCUAUUGCUGUCAUUAAUUGGGUGGU
Molecule: messenger RNA, 15046 nt
Organism: Hemibagrus wyckioides
Lineage: Eukaryota; Metazoa; Chordata; Actinopteri; Siluriformes; Bagridae
Product: E3 ubiquitin-protein ligase rnf213-alpha-like
Exons: 71
Coding region: 167-14668 (4833 amino acids)
Molecular function (GO): ATP hydrolysis activity; ubiquitin-protein transferase activity
Source: RefSeq, a predicted model, not a curated record